UCCUCCUCUUCCUCCUCCUCCUCCUCCUCUGUCCUCCUCUCCGGGUUUAGUCCGGGUCUCUCUCCAUCAGCAGCGGUCUGGAUGCUCGCAGGGACACAAACAUGGCCGUGAAUCUCUCCAAGAACAGACUGGUCCUGCUGACCGCGUACCAGGACGUCAUCGACGAGACCUCGGAGACCGACUGGGCUCUGUACACGUACGAGGACGACACCAACGACCUGACCAUCUCUGCGUCCGGAGGAGGCGGUCUGGCAGAGAUCACGCUGACCUUCGACAACGGCAGCGUGAUGUACGGCUUCUGCAGCCUGAAGGAGCCCGCCGCCGCGCUGCCGCGGUACAUCCUCAUCAACUGGGUUGGAGAGGACGUUCCAGAUGCCAGGAAGUGUGCGUGUGCCAGCCAUGUCUCCACCAUAGCGGACUUCUUCCAGGGCGUGGAGGUCAUCAUCAACGCCAGCAGCCUGGAUGACAUCGACCCGUUGGCCAUCGGGCAGCGGCUGACCAACGGGACGGCGGCGGUGGCGAGCCCAGUCCUGAGUCGCCUGAAGACCCGAGAAGAAGAACACGCAGACGUGGGCACCGUGUACCAGAAGACCAACGCCGAGGUGGAGAUGAAGAAGAUCAACAGAGAGGAGUUCUGGGAGCAGGCCAAGCGUGAAGAGGAGCUGAGGAAGGAGGAGGAGAAGAAGAAGGCUGCAGAGGAGCGGCAGCGGUUCGAGGAGGAGCGAAUGGAGCUGGAGAAGAAGGAGCAGGAGAACCGAGAGAUGAGGUACCGCGAGAGGGAGCAGCAGAUCGAGGAGCACCGGAAGAAGAUGCAGGAGGAAGAGGAGGCCAAAGAAAGGUUGCGGAACCAGACCACCGUAGCGUCUGAGCCGAGCCUCGAGGACCUUCAUCUGGACAAGAAGGAGUCGGAGGUGGAGGAAGCGAAGGCCAUCAUCGCCCAGCGCUCGGAAAACCCUCGAGAGUUCUUCAAGCAGAAGGAGCGAGCGAUGACCGUCAGCGUGGACGCCUCGCCGCUCUCCGUCCACCGGACCGGCCGUUUGGACAGCCCGUUCUUGAGGCAGCAGCACAAUCCCAGCACCCCGCCCCGAGGCGCAUCCCCCCUCCGCACCUCGCCUCACGCACGAACGCAGCCCGCCGCUGCAGCCGGGGACGACGACGAUGAUGAUGAAGAGCACAACAUGGCCACCGCCUCACCCAUCCCUAAAAUAGUCACUACGCCGAUCAAAGAGGACUUCAGUCGGGAGGAUGAAGACCGCAGAGAAGAGUGGGAUUAUGAGCCCCAGCCAGAGCAGAAACGGCCUGUCCAGGAGUCCACAUCCUCCACGACUGUGGAGAGUGCCGUCCCACAGGCCUUAGACUCCUCCGGCUUCUCUGCGUGGAACUCCCAGACGGAUAACCUAGUCGACUUGUGGGACAGCAGCUCAGCCCCCGCCGCCAACCCCGCUCAGACUUCCCAGUCCUCUAAUCUGGUGGACCUGAUGGGAGACGCUGGCGUGCUCCGUGACGACGUCCCGCCCAGCACCGCCACCAGCAGCGGCAGGCCUCAGCCCCUCCUCAGCUUCGACGAGAUGAUGGACGGGAGCUUCUGCUCGGGCACCGCCGUCGAGGACGACCCAACAAGUCUGGUGGACGUGAUGGGUUCUGACCAGAUGACCCUCAGCUACCAGCAUGCACUCCAGCACGCCUCCGGGGAGGUUCGAGAAUUAGAUGAUGGACAGCUGCUGAUGACCAAUGGGGAGACGUUGCUGAAAGAAGGAACUCAGGCGAGCGAGGGGUAUUUUAGCCAAUCACAAGAGGAAGAAUUCGGCCAAUCAGAGGAGUCCUCAGCUAAACCAGCUCCAGUUUUUUAUAACAAGCCACCAGAGAUCGACAUCACGUGCUGGGACGCUGACCCCGUGGUCGACGAUGACGAAGACUAACCCGCCAAGCCGGAUCGAGGAAGUAGGAAGCGUUCUUGAAGAAACAGGGAUUUUGUUUCUUAAAAAAAAAAAAAAAAAAAAA
This is a messenger RNA of Nematolebias whitei (Rio pearlfish), 2001 nucleotides long. It is a transcript of the gene dbn1, whose product is annotated as drebrin 1. The coding region runs from base 102 to 1919 and encodes 605 amino acids. NCBI's taxonomy places the organism in Eukaryota, Metazoa, Chordata, Actinopteri, Cyprinodontiformes, Rivulidae. The record is from RefSeq and is a predicted model, not a curated record. Gene Ontology annotation, biological process: neuron projection morphogenesis; regulation of actin filament polymerization; positive regulation of axon extension. The transcript has 15 exons. Gene Ontology annotation, molecular function: actin filament binding. Gene Ontology annotation, cellular component: postsynaptic density; lamellipodium; site of polarized growth.